AUGCCAGAUAAACACGACACUGUUGCAAGUUGGUCAAUACCUGUGCAUGAUCGAAUAUAUAAAAUUGAAUUCGAACAUGGAACAGCUAGUGGAAAAAGAGUUAUACGAGUUGAUGGAAAAGAAAUUCUGAGGAGAAAUUGGAUGUUUAGUCUUGUUGGUAAAGAAGUAUUUAAUAUUGGUAAAUUAAAGUGUGUCAUUAAUGUGGAAGUUUGUGGAACAUUUUUAUAUCAAUACACAUUAGAAGUGAAUGGUAAAUCAUAUGACAAAUUUCGAGAAGAAGUAGCAAAAAAGCUAAAGACAUGGACAACAAUUUUGGAUGGUCAAGAGACUCGUAUAUGUUUAGAUAAAGGAACAAUGGACAUCUGGGUCAAUGGUCAAAAAUUGAAUACUGCGGGUGAAUUUUUGGAGAACGAUACAAAGACACAUUUUGAAAUUGGUCAUAAUAUUUGUUAUGUGAAAGCAACAAGUAGUGGUAAUAAGAAAUUGGGAUUUAUCUAUCGACUUUACAUUAACAAUAAUGAAAUAACUUCUAUUAAUGAUUCACAAUGA
This is a messenger RNA of Cercopithifilaria johnstoni, 549 nucleotides long. The record is from the annotation of a GenBank genome assembly. NCBI's taxonomy places the organism in Eukaryota, Metazoa, Nematoda, Chromadorea, Rhabditida, Onchocercidae.